AUGGCAUCUUACACACCGGACGCAAGGAGCAAAGGCGUUCGUCUACCAAAGAGGACAACCUACGACCAAGAACUCAUCCAUGGAAUCGUCAACCAAACCCCGAUCCUGCACGUCUCAUUCAACGCCCCACCAAAAGAUGGCCCUCAAUUCCCAACCAUACUCCCCAUGCUAGGUUCCAUUGACACAUUCUCUUCCGACUCGGAAGCUCAUCUCUACCUCCAUGGUUCUUCCGUGGCUCGCUUGUUCCGCCUGACAGAAGGGAAGGAGAUCCCCCUUUGUGUUGCGGCUACAAUUCUGGACGGCUACGUCCUUGCUUUGGCACCUUUUCACAACAGCUGCAAUUAUCGGUCGGCUGUUGUGUUCGGCUAUGGAUGCAUAGUCAGCGACCCCGAAGAAGUUCAAUUCGCUUUACGAUCCAUCACCAACAAGUCCGUUCCUGACAGGUGGGAGAAUUCUCGGGCUCCGCCGACAAAGCCGGAGAUCACGGCAACGGGAGUCUUGAAGGUCCGCAUUGAGACUGCCUCUGCCAAGGUACGAAUGGGUGGCCCGAGUGACGAGAAGGCCGACUUGCAGAAUGCAGAGGUCAUAGACAAGACUUGGAUAGGCGUGGUGCCGACGUAUCUAACUCUCGGCGAGCCCAUCGCUGGCGAGUAUAACAAGGUCAAGCAGGUGCCGGAGUAUAUCGCAGACUGGGUGGCAGAUGCGAACUCGAUGGCGGAGCAGAAGGCGAUUGAUGCUGUUGAAGACUAG
This is a messenger RNA of Ramularia collo-cygni, 750 nucleotides long. Its product is annotated as related to flavin-nucleotide-binding protein. NCBI's taxonomy places the organism in Eukaryota, Fungi, Ascomycota, Dothideomycetes, Mycosphaerellales, Mycosphaerellaceae. The coding region runs from base 1 to 750 and encodes 249 amino acids. The transcript is spliced from 2 exons. The record is from RefSeq and is a predicted model, not a curated record.